Molecule: messenger RNA, 210 nt
Organism: Dovyalis caffra
Lineage: Eukaryota; Viridiplantae; Streptophyta; Magnoliopsida; Malpighiales; Salicaceae
Source: the annotation of a GenBank genome assembly
AUGCAUCUAGGUGUUAGGCCAAUACCGGGUUUAGGGUCGACAUGGUUUGAAAUUCAAGUUAGUAUCGGGUUUAGGAUUAAGGUUAAGAACUCGUCUAGGAUUCGAGGCAAGAUGGGUUUGGGGUUUAGGACCAUCGAGGGUUCAACCAAGAUCGAGUUUAAGGUGCAAAAGGGUUUAUCCAUGGUUAAGUCUACGAUGCCCGAUGGAUAA